Paramisgurnus dabryanus is the source of this 588-nucleotide messenger RNA. It is a transcript of the gene tmsb2, whose product is annotated as thymosin beta 2. Gene Ontology annotation, molecular function: actin monomer binding. Gene Ontology annotation, biological process: regulation of cell migration; actin filament organization. NCBI's taxonomy places the organism in Eukaryota, Metazoa, Chordata, Actinopteri, Cypriniformes, Cobitidae. The record is from RefSeq and is a predicted model, not a curated record. Gene Ontology annotation, cellular component: cytoplasm.
GCUCUCUCUCUCUCCUCCCAUCUUGAUCUCUCUCUCUCAUAAUUCCACACCCUAGCGGACACGCAGACACCAGCAGACGCAGUCUGGAUAAUCAUAGCAGACACAGUAUCCUUCUCUCUUUUUACCAGUCAGUGGAUAAAGCCACUUUGUGCCCUACGCAAACAUGUCUGACAAGCCAGACCUCACAGAAAUCGCCAAGUUUGACAAAACCAAGCUGAAAAAGACAGAGACAAAAGAGAAGAACCCUCUUCCCACCAAAGAAACCAUUGAGCAGGAGAGGAAAGGAGACGCCACCCCAUGACCUAUGGGAGCAGAAGACAAGCACAAAAGAUGAUGACAGACAUUACAAUUUCCUAUUUCUGUUUUAAGGGUGCUAUUGCCCCAUGUGAUGCAUGGUUACUAUGGUGAUUGGAGUCACUGGGGCUUCUGAUUGGGAGAGUGAUUGAUGGGGAGGAUGUGAGACAGGGUUUAAACUAGUUAUUUUACCCAGUUCUGUAAGGUGCAGUGAUUUUUUUGUUUAUUUUCUAAAAGUGUUUCUUCAUGAAAUAAAGACAAAUGAUAUGUAAAACAAUAAAAUACCAAAAAUGA